Truncatella angustata is the source of this 669-nucleotide messenger RNA. RefSeq lists its product as uncharacterized. The transcript has 3 exons. The coding region runs from base 1 to 669 and encodes 222 amino acids. NCBI's taxonomy places the organism in Eukaryota, Fungi, Ascomycota, Sordariomycetes, Amphisphaeriales, Sporocadaceae. The record is from RefSeq and is a predicted model, not a curated record.
AUGGGUUCAGUCGUUCAUACAACCUCUGCUUUUUUGCCAGAACUCCUAGUCGUGAUUCUGCUAGAGCUUGACGUGCGCACUCUGUCGCUGGCUCAGGGUGUCAAUCGCCAGUUCUAUAGUACCAGUAUAAACACAAAAACGCUACGGAGACGCCUCUUCUUUCCAACAGAUGAUGCCGUUGUGACGGCGAAGUCUCUUGGAGAACGCGGUCGAGCCGUCCGGAACCCGCCCUUAGCCGAGUUGUUCCCAGCAUGGCCUUGGACGGUCGAGGAAGCCCUCGAACAAUUGCCUUGGUUCGACGAACCCCGGAUAGCUACAUUUCUUAGGAAGGGUUAUCUGCUGGGCUUUCGAGUGUUUUGGAUGGAUUGGCCAUCGUCUCGUCAAAACUUCCACUCUGCCUUGGGCUGGUACGAUUUCAAUGCAAGAAGUAAAGCAAGUGCGUUGUCGAGUCGUGUAGACACUAUCGUAGAACUUGAUCAGGGCACAGACGGCGAAACGAUCUUGUCGAACGCGGCGCACAAACACAUGUUAAAGCGACGCAAGCUCGUAGCUGCUUUCACUGGUCGCGCGCGACCUUUGGCAGACACCGCACCCGGAACUGCAACCUUGCUAAGAAGGAGCGAGAGGUUCCAGAACAAAACAUAUCGUAAAGAUUCUUAUUGGUUUUAG